Xenopus tropicalis (tropical clawed frog) is the source of this 2584-nucleotide messenger RNA. Its product is annotated as E3 ubiquitin-protein ligase TRIM7-like. The transcript has a single exon. Lineage: Eukaryota; Metazoa; Chordata; Amphibia; Anura; Pipidae. Gene Ontology annotation, cellular component: cytoplasm. Gene Ontology annotation, biological process: antiviral innate immune response. The record is from RefSeq and is a predicted model, not a curated record. The coding region runs from base 265 to 1938 and encodes 557 amino acids. Gene Ontology annotation, molecular function: zinc ion binding.
ACUGGUGGUCUCAGAAAUCAGUUAUUGGUCAGAAUGAGUCAGCUGAGCUGACGAGUGGAGGGAGGGGUCCGUAUCUAAAGAAUGUGCUCUGAGUCUGUCCUGUGUGUCUCCCACCUUAGCCUCUUGUCUGAGAUAUCAUGUGACUCCCCAAAGCCUUCCAUAAUCGGGCCAGGGUCCCCCAAUAUCCUACCAGGGGGAAAUAAAUAAGGAACAGCACCUACAGCACCGCGUGAUCCCAGGAACUGAGAGGGUUAACUCACAGGAAUGCAAAGUGCUGUUUGUCUCUGGGGAAAGAGAACUUUCUGUUUCAUUUCUUGUUCAGUCCCCGUUCUGCUCUCAGCGAUGGCGGCUGCUGAUCUGAGAGACGAGCUGAGCUGCUCCAUCUGCCUGAGCAUUUAUACUGAUCCGGUAAUGCUGCCCUGUGGCCAUAACUUCUGCCGGGGCUGCGUUGGCAGUGUGAUGGAUGCCCAGGAGGGAUUGGGGGCUUAUUCCUGCCCUGAAUGCAGAGCCGAGUAUCAGGAGCGCCCCGCCCUGCCCAGGAACAGAACUCUGGGGAACAUAGCAGCGCGGUUCUGUCCGACUGAGCCGGAGCCGGGGGAGACUGGGAUUCCCUGCACCUACUGUGUCCUCUCCCCUGUACCCGCUGUUAUAUCCUGUCUGCACUGUGAGGCUUCUCUGUGUGAUACCCACCUGCGGGGGCACAGCCAGUCAGAGAAACACGUCUUAAUAGAACCCACAAUGCACCUGGGCGACAGGAAAUGCUCAGUCCAUGAAGAACUCCUGAAAUAUUACUGCUGUGAGGAUUCUGCCUGUAUCUGUGUGUCCUGCUGCCUGGCCGGGGGGCACCGGGGCCACAGGGUGGAGCUGCUGAGUGAGGCCUCUGAGAAGAAGAAAGAGAAACUGAGGAAAGUUCUGGAGAAACUGAGCCCAGAGAGAGAGGAGACUGAGAGAGGAGCCCAGAGGCUGCAGGAGCGCAGGAGAGAAGCGGCAGAAGCGGCAGCCGGUGAGACAGAGAGAGUCACUGCCCUGUUUAGGGGCAUCAGGGAAGAACUGGAAGCCCUAGAGAAGCGACUCCUGAGUGACAUCUCCAGGCAGAAAGAGGAGCUCACACUCACACUCACUGAGCUGAUCCAACAGCUGGAAAUAAAGAAGGACGAGCUGUCCAGGAAGAUCCGGCACAUUGAGGAGCUGUGCAACAUGGCAGAUCCACUCACUGUCCUACAGGAACAAUGGGAAUCCCAUGGGGCUGCCUUUUGUGGGGCUGAGGGGGCAGAUACUGAGGGCAGAGAGAGAGGGGGUAUAAAGGUCCCGGCUGUAGGGGAUCUGGAUGUGGGUCGGAUCUCAGAGACAUUACUCACAGGCUUAGCUGGGAUUGUGACUGGGGUAAAGGGAAGGAUCUAUGGGCAGGAGGCUACAGAACUGUUACUGGAUAUAAACACGGCUCAUAAUCGUGUAUCUGUAUCAGGGGACAGGAAAUCUGCUUCCUACUCACUAACAGAACUACAUUACCCACAAUCCCCAGAGAGAUUUCAGAAUUGUGCUCAGGCUUUAAGCAGCAGGAGUUUCCCCUCAGGGCGACAUUACUGGGAAGUGGAGGGCAGUGAAUCAGGGGGCUGGGGGGUAGGGGCGGCCUAUCCCAGUAUAGAGAGGGGAGGAUGGCAGUCUGGCAUUGGGUAUAAUAACAAGUCCUGGUUUUUGCGCAGAGGGAAUAACAACAGAUAUUUAGUGGAACAUGACAGUAAGUGGACCCAUUUACCCCACGCCCCUUCCUGCAGGAGAAUCGGGAUCAGGUUGGACUAUGAGGCCGGACGCCUGUCCUUUUAUGAGCUGAGUGAGCCAAUCAGGCACUUACACACCUUCACUGCCUCCUUCACUGAGCCCCUUCAUGCUGCAUUCUGGGUAUGGGGGGAGGGUACCUGGGUGAGAAUCAUUCAGUAAGAGGAUACAGUAGAACAGUUUCUAUAGGACAGAAUAAGGGGCAGUCAGUAAAGCCCAGCUAAUGGCACGCCCUCAGCUCCCUGGCUGCCCUAUUUUAUAUCAGCGCUUACCUAACAGGUAUUAGAAUUAUGUCACUCAAACUGCCCUUGGAUAGACUGGGGGCCAAAGAAUUACAAGGAAGGUUGAAUUUGCCUAAUAGGUCUCUAGAUGUGCUACAAACCUAGGGUAGGGCUGAGAUCCACCCACUUUUGGCUCAGUGUGACCCUAUUACCCACUCGUGGCUGCCGUAUAGCAACACCAAUGACAUAUAAGUAACAGACACCGUGACGGAUUAUUGCAGAAAAGACAAAUCCCAUCUUAAUGGAUGUACUUUGCCCCAUUUCCCCUGUUAGAUAUGCUGCCUGCUGGGAUCUCUAGUAUUUGCAUAUUAUCUCAUUCCUGCCUGUGAUUGGCUGCUAUAGUAGCAUUGUCCAGCAAGUCAUGUGUGUAUCUAUCCGAAUGGCAUUGCCUUCCUGUAGGCACUGUGUGUAUAGAUACAGUCAGAUGCUUUUUUAUGAUUUCUCUAAAGAAUGUAGGCUGGACAGCCAUCAUUUUUAUAUUUCCUCUAAAAGGAUUUAUUAAAGGGGAUAUAUUGUGUGAAAACCAA